Molecule: messenger RNA, 1646 nt
Organism: Suillus paluster
Lineage: Eukaryota; Fungi; Basidiomycota; Agaricomycetes; Boletales; Suillaceae
Product: kinase-like domain-containing protein
Exons: 5
Coding region: 129-1331 (400 amino acids)
Biological process (GO): protein phosphorylation
Molecular function (GO): protein kinase activity; ATP binding
Source: RefSeq, a predicted model, not a curated record
AUUGAGCCACUCUACUUCUGCAAGUACUGUUCCCACCUGUUUGAUAGUGGGUCCAUGUGUACACUUGUUUAUGCUGUGAUCUGCCGUCCAUCGCCUUACACAAGUAACGCCCCAAACCCCCUCCCAUCAUGAAGACGGCGACUUUUUCGAGAGGCAAGAGCUCUACGAAGACGAAGGCCGAGCUCAAGGCCGAAGAGGCGGCCGAAAUUCAGAGACGCAGAGCCCGCAAGGAGCUCGAACUUUUCGGACAAGAACGCGAUCGCAGGCCUGGAGCUUUAGCUGCAAAUGAAACUUGGUGGUGCCAACAAUACCUAUGGUUGAAGAGUCAAGGGUAUUUACUUCGUUCUCGGUAUGCCCCGGAUUGGGUGCCAUCCUGGGAGGGUACCCAGCGCAAUCCAUUUGCUUGCGAAGAUGGACACUCUGUGCGAUUUGGCCAAGUCCUGGAUGCAACGCGUAUAUCCGAUGGCUUAUAUGUUUCUCUCAAAAUUGUGAAGAAGUCGCAACACCCUCACGAGGUGGAGGUUGGGCAAUGCUUUAUGUCGGAACCACUUGCGUCCCAUCCCAAAAACCAUUGUGUUCCGUUUCUUGAGGUGUUGUCACCACCGAGCGACGAAGAUAGACAAUUGAUUGUUAUGCCGCUGUUGCUUCCUUUCGCUCAUCCGCGAUUUGACACCUAUGGCGAGGUGAUGGAGUGUUUUAGACAACUGUUCGAAGGUCUACUCUUCAUGCACAAUAACCAUGUAGCACAUCGUGACUGCGUGAGGAUGAACAUAAUGAUGGACGCCAAGGACCUCUAUGUUGAGCCCUAUCAUCCUGUUGUGCAUCGCAUGAAGCGUGACUUCAGUGGGCGCGCGAGGCAUUAUACUCGCAUGAAGCGACCACCAAAAUACUACUUUAUCGACUUCGGCUUAUCACGUCGAUACGAUCCUCGCGAAACCACUCCCCUGGAGUAUCCGAUCUUUGGUGGUGACAAAUCAGUGCCAGAAUUCCAAAACAAUGCAGAUGUCCCUCUGAAUCCAUUCCCCACCGAUGUCUACUAUCUCGGCAACGUCAUUAGAGAAGAGUUUAUGAGCACCAAAACAGGGUUUGAGUUUUUGAAACCUCUCAUCGACGACAUGGUUCAGAAUGAUCCCAACGCAAGACCUACGAUGAACGUGGUAGUCGAGCGUUUUGACUUAAUUCGACAGCAGCUCAGCACAUGGAAACUACGCUCUCGGGUCCCUGCGAGAGACGAAGGUCUUUUCGAAAUUCUGUAUCGUGGUGCUACCCAUUGGAGACGACGGAUAGGACUCAUCGUCAAGCGUGCACCAGCCGUACCUCGCUUUCAGUAAUGUGACAUACCUUAGCGGUGUUGCACAUAUGUACAUCUAGAACAUUGCUACUCUUAGAUGUAUCCCGAAAUCUAUGAUGUGCGGGGGUGCGACUUGACAUGUCCAAAUCCGGGUCAUUCACGAUCUAGCUGUAUUCAUUCUGCGUGCGCUGAAGUCUCUUCUCGAUUCAAAACAGUAGAUACUGAGGAUUAGUAUGUCCUAUGUUGUUUUUUUACCUGCAGCGCGGAGAGAGAGCUGAGAUCAUUACGACUUCCGAACAUAUUAUGGCUAUUCGCGGAGUUUGGAAUGAGGGGGGGGGUCGCAUGUACUUAUUGG